GAGGAUCAGUGUACCGCGUAACGUCGUCGAACGUGCGUCGUCCGCGUGCCGUCGCCGUCGCCGUCGCCGUCCAAUUCCCCUCCUUUUUGUAUCGCGCUUCAACCUCUGUCGCGAUCGAGACAUGUGACGGGAACUUGAAUUUGAAAGAUGACGGGUGAAUCGUUGGCGGCGAUCACGUAGCAAGUGGUAAACGCGAGCCUGUGCCUCGAACGUAUAAUAUCAGUUCGAACUUUCGCCCGUAGUCGAAGCGACUUUUCCACGAAUCGUUCAACGCGUUCCCACCGUGUCGAAACUUUUAAUCGAGCCCCGCCUGAAUCUCGGGAGGGGGGCAAGAAUCGAGGCGGAAACACCCCCCUCCUCCACCUCCUCCUCUCCCCUACUCUUACUCGAGGAACAAUCAAAAACCCUCCCGCCGAGGAAAUCGUCCCUCCUGAUAAUUUCUCCACGAAUCGUCUCUCGAAUCUCGUUUCCAAAAGGGAGGAAAAAGUGAACCAAAGAAAACUACUCCAAGUGUUCACCUCGAGAAGAAGAAGAAGAAGAAGAGAAACUAUGAAUUGAAAGUGGAUCGAUAAAAGAAAUUCCCAAGGCGGAGGAGACGAGUUCGUUGUGCUUUUUUUUUUUUUUCUUUUUAAAAAAUAGAGACUGUACAUCGGAGAUAAUAAUAAAGGAAGAGAAACAGAGACAGGAAGAUUUUUACGAGCGAAGGAAGGAGUUGGUCGGAAAGGUUUUCGGAGAGGAAAUCGUGGAAGGAAUUGCUCGAAGGAUGUCGGAUAAUUCUCUACGCCGGAAGACGAGGUCGGCCUCGAUCUGCGCCCCUGGAUUCUCCAGCAUGGAGCAAAUGUUGGAGGCGAUGCCUCCCUCGGGCGCCAGGGAGAGGGACAAAGUGGACAGGGAGAAGGACAGUGGGAGCGGUACUCCCGACGGAAGUACGCCGACCAGGAGGCGCAGACCGGCGACCAGGUCUCAGAGUGCUCGUGUUUCCGGCGCGAAUAAGAGCAUCCGUCGUCGAGCGGCCGCUCAAGCUGCGCACCAUCACCAUCACCAUCACGAAGGAACGGUCAAGUCCGCCCAUUGCAGCAGCGAGCCCAGGUUGACCGACAAUGACAUCAGCCCCGGCCUCAGGAGAAGGGGGAGUCGAAGAGGACAAAGUAUGCAUCACAGCCAUCACAGGAAGAGCAACGCGUUUCUCGACGUUCCUGACACCUCGUCUCAGAUGCCCUCGAGGGAAGAGGGGGAGGACGAGGACAGUUACAGGCUCAGAAGCUUCAGUCUCACCAGCAAGGGUAUCAUCAACAGGGGCGAUUCGUUCAGAAGAAGAAGAUCAAGAUCGAACUCGCUCGCACCCACGGAUCCCGAAGGCGAGGAAAAGAAUUCGGUUCCCGCGAAAGAGAUCACCUCGUACACGGUGGCGAUACUCGGGGCGAGGGGUGUCGGGAAAACCGCCCUGAUCAGCCAAUUUAUGACCAGCGAAUGUAUAAACGCGUACGACAGGCAAAGAGACGUACCCAGCGAGCAAUCCGUUUUCGUCAUGCUGAACGGCGAGGAGAGCGAGCUCAGAUUCCUCAACAUCUCGAACCCGAAGACGGAAUUGGAGAAGAAUCUGGAUGCCUUUGUCAUUAUGUAUUCCGUGAUUGAUAAGGCAUCCUUUCAGAGAGCGGAAGAAUACCUGGAACGUCUCCACGACCAGGAUUUCCAUCGAGGAAAAUCGACUAUAUUGGUCGGUAACAAAGUGGAUCUGGUUCGAUCAAGGGUAGUCUCUUCCCAAGAUGGCAAGUGCAUGGCGUGCACCUAUCGGGUGAAGUUCAUCGAGGUCUCGGUCGGGAUCAACCACAACGUGGACCAUCUGCUGGUCGGCAUCCUGAAUCAGAUCCGUCUGAAGAACAGCAGCAACGUGUCGGAGAAUCGGGGCGGAAACGGAACCAGCAACGAGGGUGGCGGCGGCCACUGGUACAAGUCGAGGGGUGUGGUUCGAGCGAGCAUGAAGGCCAGACAGAUGUUGACGUGGCUGUUCGGCAAGGAGGACAGCAAGUUCAAGAACUGCGAGAACCUUCACGUCCUCUAAGGAUCGAUCUACUCGAUUCUUUCUUUCUCUCUCUCUCUCUUUUUCUUUUUUUUUAAUUCGUGGUCGUACCUGAGGACGUAGAGUUGUAAGAUCGGUCUACCAACGAUAUCAUCAUCAUCCUCGAAGAUAUGCUUGAUAUACUUCCAGAAAGAAAAUGCAAACGAAAUCUCGUUUGCUUGCCAGGGAUCGGUAUGAUUGGAAUUUGAUCCGGUGGAAGAGGGAGGGUGAGAUUGAAUUUCGUUCAAAGGGGGUGGUAGUAGGGUAGCAGUCGGAUGGCCAAUUUGAUUAUUAAAUAUUCAUGGAGAGGAUGUUCCUUUUGUUUCGUGGGCAGACUUGGUGAGAGAAAAACAAUUCCAUGCUUAUAUUUCUUUUAUUUCGAAUGGAGAAAUUUUUAGAUUGUUCAAGGAUUUGAAAUUAAUAAUGUCUGGAUUUUUAUUUCGAAUCGAAUUGAAAAUUGAAAAUAUUUGGUUUGAGAAACUUGUUAUGGCGUGUUGUAAAUAAUAAGAUUGUUAAUAAGUAUGCGUAAAUAUGAUACAGAAUUUUUUUUCAUAUUUUUCGAAGUUAAUUUUGUCUUCUUUUGUUGUUACGAAUUCGACAAAUUGGCCAUUCAAUAAUCUGGUUUGAAAAUCUGGAAAAUAUCUGGAGUGCGAUCAAAGUGCCAAUUAGAUCAAACGAACGUUUGUUUCUCGAUGAUUAAUUUUUAAUUAAUGUUAGCUUUUUAAUAACUUCCAUCGAGGAUUCGCCCGAUACCUCGAUCGUAAUAUCUAUAAGAAUAAGUUUGUCAAGUCGCCUGUGUUGUUGGUAUUCGUUAUAAGCAUACGCAAGACAAAUAUUUACAUGUUUGGUGGUUUCUUCGAGGCAAAAUUUAAUGUACACACGAUUUGAUUAAUCCUUUGAAUAAUUCUUUUAUUUGUACAUUCUUAUUAUUAUUACUAGAAAGUCACUUCCUUCGUAAAAUAUUCAUUUAUAUUUCUACGUUUGACAAACGUGAGAAUUGCGAAUUGCGAAAAUUGUGAAAAUAAGAAAGAAUAAUGGGUAAAUGUAAAUUAUUUAAUUAUUGCCCGGUCAUUUCUUUUGUAUUCGAUUUCAAUGAAAAAUUACAAUUUCAAUAAUGGCUAUUCUGGUAGGCCAGAAGAAAUCUGAAAGAGGCGAGAAUCGAAAGAAAAGUAGUUGAAGGAUUAAUCGAAAGGAGGAACCCUUCUGUAAGAAAAAAGAUUAAAAAAAUAUAUAUAUAUAUAUAUCUAUAAGGGAGAAGACGAGAAGGAGUUGAAAUCUAGUCGAUACGAAAGAAUUUAAAUUGGACCAUGGCAUGAAUUAGCGGCCAAUAAUGUUAACUGUCGUUACUUGUACAAUAAGACCAAUCUAAUCUUCUUAAUCCGAAUUGUAUAUACUGAUAAGUUUAACGAUAACAGAUCUGUGUAUCUAUAUAAGAGGAAAGGGAAGAAAAAGAUGAGAAGAAGGACAAAAAAAAAAUGGGAAAGGAGAAGUUAGAUACGUGUGUUAUAUUAUUAUAAAUAUAAAAAUAAAAAUGCACUCCCUUUUAGAAGACUCAGGACACUUUUUCUUAUUUAAUUUUUUGAUAUUCCAUAUGAAUCAUGAAUUUUAAUAAAAGUAUCAAAAUAUUGAUUGAUCGAAUAGAGAUUUUUAUGAUACAAUGUGAAUAUGAAUUGUAAUUUUCUCUUAAAAACGAUGUACUAACUGAUAAAAAGCUCGACGUUGAUAAUGACAGAUGCAAUAAAUGUCCAAAGACUUUUAAGCGGGAGUGUAUAUGUCUACACGCAUAUACAUAUAAUUAUAUUCCUAAUGUACGAUCAAGCAUAAGUCUACGUUAGUUUUGUGUAGAUGUAUCGUUAAACGAUUGACGUGUUGCUGUAUUGCGUGUUUUCCUUAAAAAAGAACGGGUACUAUAAAGAAUAUUCCUUUUUUUCGGGAGACAUUUUACUAAGAAAAAGAACAUAUGUACACAUAUGCGCGCACACAUAUAUAUAUAAAUUAUAUAUACACAUAUAUUAUCCAUUGUCUAUUUUCUGCGAUCUCUACGCCUAUAUAUAUCCGAAUUACAUAUGUAUAAAUAUAUAUAUAUAUACGUAUAUAUAGGGUGUCAGGAAAAAAGAUGGUUCAAGAAUCUACUCGUGUAAUUUUACUAAUCAACUCUUUUGGAAAAAAACAACAACUUUUUGUUAUUAUUAUUAUUAUUAAUUUUAUUUAUUGUACGCCAUCUUUUGUAAAUAGCUACAUAUGAUAAAAUAAUAAAAUUCUUUUGUGUACAUAGUUCUUCAUAAUUUUUCAUUUUUUAUCCUUUGUUAUGUUACUUUCUGUUUUUUCUCUUUCUUUUCUCUUAUUUUUUUUUUAAAUUAAAAGUAAAUUAAAUACAUCAGCAUUCUUGAACCAGAUUUCUUGAACACUUUAUGUAUCUAAAACAGUGUUGUAACAAGUAUAGUUCGAGCGGGAUAUCCAUCUCAGGGGCCAAGCUGCAAGGCUGUAGAAUAAAAAGAAAAUAGAAACGAAGUGGUUCAUACGUUUAAAUAAAAAUUGAAACAAUUUAUAACCUAUUCUAAGAAAUGUGUAACAUUGGAAACAAUCGAGAAACAAUAACAAGUGAUAUUAAUUCAUAAAAAAAAAGAAAAGUAGUUAUAGGGAACAAUAUUACAUUUUCUAAAAAUGAUUUAAAGUGUAAUUAAAUCGUGUUUCGAAACGAGAUAUUAAAAAUUUUACUACGUGUUAUAAUAUUAAAUGUGCUAUGCAAUCGUUUCAAAGUGAAAUUAGUGAAGUCAAUGAGAUUUCAAGUUUGGUUAAUUUAACAGAUGGAAAAUAUUAGGUUAGAAAAAGACAAACUUUCGAGUCGACGAAAAUUUGGAUGAAAUUCGAGAUAUUAAGUUUGACAAGAACGAGUAAAAGAAAUUCUUAUCUUAAUAAUUCAUAAUCUUCUUCCAUCUAAGAAGAAUAAUUUGAAAUGAAAAAUAAAUUUGAUGAUUAAUUUUUUAUUAUCCGAGUAAUUGAACUCGCGAACGAAAGAUUGUGAAAAUCAAUAGCAAUAUAAUCGUAAAUCUUGAAAGUAGAAUAAGAAUCAAAUUGAAUGUGAAAUUAAAUCAAAAUAAAAAUCAAAGGAAAUUAUGUGAUAUAAGAAAUAUUAUAUAUCCUCACAGAUCGCGAGGCUAUCUUCUUACAGCACUGUAAAAAAAAAAAAAAAAAAAAAAGAAAUUAAAAGCAAGAAUGGCGAAAGAAAAAAGAGAAGAACGUAAAAUUAAAAACGAAAAAAGUUGUAAAUUUAAAUGAAAAUUAUUCCUUUGUCGAUAAACUUUGUUCGAAAAUGGCGACAUUGUUAUCGACCGUUUAAUUUCCGUUUAAUAUCAAUUGCGAAACGAACCAAAGUAUUGUCGGUUUGCAUCAUCGUUGCUAGUAUUUUUGAAUUAAUUUAAUUAAAAAAAAAAAAAAGGAACCAAAAGAUCGAAUUCUAUAGAAGCAUGACUCGAACAAGGAUGAAGAGAGAGAGAGAGAGAGAGAGAGAGGAAAAGAAAAAGGAAUUCUUAUCAAGUGCCUUUGUGUAUUUUUGUAAUUUAAGCUAAAAACUACUCGAUGUAAGUCUUAACUCAAAAAAAAAAAAAAAAAAAAAAAAUGUAACCAUGAAAAGUUAUAUCGAUGCAAACGCAUGCUCUUACUAGUUUUUGAUAAUUCGUUGUAAAUCAUACCGUGCUUAUAAACUUUAUAUCUAUUCUUUUUUUUUUAUCUAUUUCUUCAUUUCCACGAUCGAACCUCCAUAACUCUCGAAAACUCGAGAUUAUAAUUUCCAUUUCUUUUAAAAAAAUCUUUACAAAAAAGAGCAUGAAUCUGUCCAUUUUAAUUGAAAUUAUACUCCGCUACUCUCUCUAGAUUGCAUGGAUAACGAGGCUAUGGGAUAAUUUUCCCGUAAAAAAAAAAAAAAA
Apis mellifera (honey bee) is the source of this 5985-nucleotide messenger RNA. RefSeq names its product GTP-binding protein RAD-like (gene Rgk3). NCBI's taxonomy places the organism in Eukaryota, Metazoa, Arthropoda, Insecta, Hymenoptera, Apidae. The coding region runs from base 764 to 2062 and encodes 432 amino acids. The transcript is spliced from 7 exons. Gene Ontology annotation, molecular function: GTP binding; calcium channel regulator activity; GTPase activity. Gene Ontology annotation, cellular component: plasma membrane. The record is from RefSeq and is a predicted model, not a curated record.